ACAAUAGAAAGCGCUAAUUACCUCAUCUGAGUAAAAAUCCGGCGGGGAUAAAUAGGGGAGUACAGCGUCUAGAAACCGCCACCCCGCUCUCUUUGUGCCGCCGGCUGGAGGUUUUCGCUCGCCGUGUCGCCUGUUUCAAAGGCAGUGAGUUAUGGCAGAUCUAGAGAAGUUGCUCCUGGAGGCCGCUGGAAGGACAACUGCAUCUGGACGAAACCGCCACUCAUCUCCACCAUCUAGGAGGAAAAGAAAAGGUUCAUAUUCCGACGAUGGAAGUGAUUCAAAGAAUGAUGACUCAGAUGGCGAUCGUGCUUAUUCUAAUAGAAAGCUACCGGGCUCCCAAGUGCCUCUCAAGAAGAGGCUGGAUCCUGCAGAUAGAGAUGAUGAUCGGAGUAGUCAAGAAGGUGAUGGUGAUUAUGAUCGUGAUCAUGACAGUGAUAAUGACUCUGUUGGGAGCGAUCUCUACAAAGAUGAAGAUGAUAGAGAAAAACUCUCCAAGCUUACGGAACUUGAACGAGAAAUGAUAUUGGAAGCCCGUGCAACCAAGAGAAGUGAUCGUGAUUUGACUGAAAAAUUGAAGAAAAGGAAGGGCCAGGAUAAAAAAGGUAGCCCCCCCAAAACACACACCCGAAACAUGCGCUCAAAAGCUGAAAGAGCUGGUGCAUUGGAUGAAUUAGUAAAACGAAGAAGGGAUGCUGCUAGAGGGGGCUCUGGCAGCCGGUACUCACCUGUGAAAAGAAGAACUUUCACUCCUGCAACCAUGAGCAGCCCCAGCAGGAGUGAUAGUGGAUCUCAUAGCGAUGAGGGAGAUUCAACAGGUGAUGGUGGAAUGGGUGAUAGUGAUGAAGACAAGUCAUCCGAGUCGCCAAAGUUUGAAGACAUUAAGGAAAUAACUAUUCGAAGGUCAAAGCUAUCAAAAUGGUUAAUGGAGCCUUUCUUUGAUGAAUUGAUUGUUGGUUGUUUUGUGCGGCUUGGAAUUGGAAGAUCCCGAGAUGGUCCUAUUUAUAGGCUCUGCAUGGUACGAAAUGUUGAUGCCUCGGAUCCUGACAGACAUUAUCCCUUUGACAACAAGACAACAUAUAAAUACCUAAAUGUGGUGUGGGGAAACGAAAGCUCGGCUGCAAGGUGGCAGAUGACAAUGGUUUCUGAUUCACCCCCACAAAAGAAGGAAUUUACUCAUUGGGUUCAUGAGGUGGAGCGUAGUGGCGGUCACAUGCCGACCAAACAAGAGGUUUCAGACAAGCUGGAGGCCAUACAAAAAACGAACAGUUUUGUUUACUCUGCAGCCACAGUGAAGCAGAUGUUGCAGGAAAAAAAAUCAGCGACGUGGAGGCCACUUAACAUUGCUGCGGAGAAGGAUCGUCUGAGGAGAGCCUUGGAAGUUGCCAAAGAGAAGGAUGACGAGGCUGCAAUAGAGAGGAUCAAUUCAAGGCUGCAAGAACUGGAUGCUGCUCGCCAGACGCAGGUGAAGAAUUCUAAGGCAGUUAAGUUAGCAGAAAUGAACAGAAGAAACAGGGUUGAGAAUUUCAGAAAUGCAUCGGAACUGAAGCCUGUGAACACAGCUUUGAAAGCUGGCGAGGCCGGGUAUGAUCCCUUCUCUAGGAGAUGGACCAGGUCGAGGAAUUAUUACGUGGCGAAUCCUGCAGGGGGAGAAUCAGCCGGUGAUGCCCCUGCUGCUGCUGUCCCUGAUAGCAGUGGAGUUACUAGAGUUUCAUCUGAGGCUGGGAUGGCGGCUACUGCAGCAGCACUGGAAGCUGCAGCUGAUGCCGGCAAGUUGGUCGACACAAGUGCUCCUGUAGAUCAAGGGACCGAGUCAAAUCUGCUACAUAAUUUCGAUCUGCCCAUUUCAUUAGCCGGCCUUCAGAAGUUCGGUGGACCUCAGGGCGCACUAGCCGGAUUUCUGGCUAGAAAACAGAGGAUAGAAGCCACCCUUGGGUACAAGGUUCAAGAAAACGACGGCAAGAGGCAUUCACUGACAUUGACUGUCAGCGACUACAAGCGUCGGAGAGGGCUUCUGUGAAUCUGCUAUAAUCCAUAUGAAAUAUUUGCCCAUUGCAGCUCUUAUGACCUUCUCCCUGCAUCGGAUUUUAAUCUGUGGAGUUUGGGUUAAUUGCUGGACUAUACUUUUAAUUGCGCUGGUUUCUAUGGACCGAAAUCUGGAUCAUAUCAUCGAUAUUUGGUUUGUCUUAUAGCACUGACUGCGAUGUUCGGCCAGGUCUGCAGCUUCUUUCUCCUAUUCCCUACCUGCUGCAUAUCGAUGUUUGUUUGUGCUUUAUUCAGUGAUUUAUAUGGUUAUCAAAUUACAUCAACUGUUUAUUCCUGCGUGACUGAACUACCAAUGACUGAUUUGCUAGUUCACUAUGUGUUAAGAACUUGUAGCCAUUUUAAAACUUUAUGUAUGUUUUGUUUUUUGA
Molecule: messenger RNA, 2411 nt
Organism: Andrographis paniculata
Lineage: Eukaryota; Viridiplantae; Streptophyta; Magnoliopsida; Lamiales; Acanthaceae
Product: protein RTF1 homolog
Exons: 2
Coding region: 152-2017 (621 amino acids)
Cellular component (GO): Cdc73/Paf1 complex
Molecular function (GO): DNA binding; RNA polymerase II C-terminal domain phosphoserine binding
Source: RefSeq, a predicted model, not a curated record